UAUACAUACCUUGGCUAUAUGUUAUCCACCUUAUAUAUCCUAUGAAACGGUAUAUAGAUGCCUUUUACGCAACUUGGAUCCGUUCAUAUUUAUACCAUAUUUAUAACUAAAGGCUGCAAACUCAACCCGUUACCAAUAAUUCAUCAGUGAAUAAUAGUCGCUCAUAAUGACAUCUUUAUUUGGCCUCGCACGGCGCAAUUGGUUGGCGUUCAAUCCUUCCGAAACCCCCAAGUCGGCUGGUCCGCUCCGGUUCGGAAUCCUCGGCGCCGCUGAUAUUGCACCGAUGGCUCUUAUCCUCCCGGCAAAGACUCAUCCGGAUGUUGUAGUCCUGGCCGUAGCCGCUCGAGAUCCGAAGAAGGCAAAAGCCUAUGCCCAGAAACAUGGUAUACAAGAGGUGUCUUCGAACUAUCAAGACUUGCUCGAUAACCCUAACAUUGACUGCGUCUAUAUACCUUUGCCUAAUGGAUUACACUUUGAGUGGGCUCUUCGGGCCUUGAAAGCUGGGAAGCACGUUUUAUUAGAGAAGCCGUCAGUAGACAACGUAACUGAAGCUGAGGCUCUCUUCAAGAAUCCGAUUCUUAACAACCCUAAGGCGCCGGUUCUGCUCGAGGCUGCGCAUUAUGCUUUCCAUCCUGCUUGGACUACGUUUAUGUCAUACGUUUCACCUGCCGACGUUUCCAGUGCGAAAGCAGUGCUUUGGGUUCCGAAGUGGAAGUUCGCCGCUGACGACAUCAGAUAUCAGUAUGAUCUGGGAGGAGGCGCGCUCAUGGAUCUUGGAGCAUACACGGCGAGCGCUCUUACUCGCGUGUUUGGCGCUGUGGCAGAGGAAUGUGAAGAAUGCCUCACUCAGGCAGCCUCCUACGAUUCGAGAUGUGACCAGCUUUUCAAGGCACGGUAUAAAUUUCCAGGCGGAGGGCGGGGCGAGAUGGAGGGCGAUCUAAAAGCAUCCCUUGAUCGCGUGUUGCCUGAAAUUUACGUGGAACAUAUUCCUAUAGUAGUAUCUAGUGCGGAUGUAAAGAUCCAAGUCCCCAAGGAUCAGGAAGUAGUGCGCACACGGAAGAUCAAGUUCUCAAAUUUCGUCAUGCCCACGAUUUUUCAUUCCAUCCAGAUAGACGACGAGUUCCUAACAAGGAAGAUUGGGGAUAAGUCUGGGAACGCUAUCAAGAAGUGGACGAAGAGCAAGACAGUCAAGGCCUACACGUUCAAAGAAGUUGACAUCAACCAACCGGGUGAGGCUUUCUGGACGACUUACCGAUACCAGCUGGAGGGAUUCGUUAACAAAGUUCGUGGGCAUGAAGCACGACAGUGGGUGACCGGCGCUAAUUCGAUCAAUGCCGCAAAGAUGAUCGAUAUGGCUUAUGCAGCCGCGAAGUUGCCAUUGCGACCUACGAGUAAGUUGGUAGAUAGUAGUAUAUAGCGACUCAGGGAGGAUAGUUGUUUCUAGUAUGCGGUGCGUAUAUGCCAAGGGAUGGAUAUAUAGGUAUAUAUAUACCUAUAU
Molecule: messenger RNA, 1498 nt
Organism: Daldinia decipiens
Lineage: Eukaryota; Fungi; Ascomycota; Sordariomycetes; Xylariales; Hypoxylaceae
Product: NAD(P)-binding protein
Exons: 2
Coding region: 167-1417 (416 amino acids)
Molecular function (GO): nucleotide binding
Source: RefSeq, a predicted model, not a curated record